Messenger RNA from Neomonachus schauinslandi (Hawaiian monk seal), 1918 nucleotides. RefSeq names its product family with sequence similarity 199, X-linked (gene FAM199X). The transcript has 6 exons. The record is from RefSeq and is a predicted model, not a curated record. Lineage: Eukaryota; Metazoa; Chordata; Mammalia; Carnivora; Phocidae. The coding region runs from base 1 to 1167 and encodes 388 amino acids.
AUGUCCGACGAGACGUCGGCCACCACUUCGUACGAGAAGUUUCUAACCCCCGAGGAGCCCUUCCCGCUUCUGGGACCCCCUCGCGGGGUGGGCACCUGCCCGAGCGAGGAGCCAGGCUGCCUGGACAUCAGCGAUUUCGGCUGCCAGCUGUCCUCUUGUCAUCGCACGGAUCCACUCCACCGCUUCCACACCAACAGGUGGAACUUAACUUCUUGUGGAACAAGUGUUGCCAGCUCAGAAUGCAGUGAGGAGCUAUUCUCAUCAGUUUCUGUUGGCGAUCAAGAUGAUUGCUAUUCACUGUUAGAUGACCAAGACUUCACUUCUUUUGAUUUAUUCCCUGAGGGGAGUGUCUGCAGUGAUGUCUCUUCUUCUAUUAGCACAUACUGGGAUUGGUCAGAUAGUGAGUUUGAAUGGCAGUUACCAGGCAGUGACAUUGCCAGUGGGAGUGAUGUACUUUCUGAUGUCAUACCCAGUAUUCCCAGUUCACCUUGCCUGCUUCCUAAAAAGAAAAAUAAGCACCGGAAUUUAGAUGAACUUCCUUGGAGUGCAAUGACAAACGAUGAGCAGGUGGAAUAUAUUGAGUAUCUGAGUCGUAAAGUCAGUACGGAGAUGGGUCUUCGGGAGCAACUUGAUAUUAUAAAAAUAAUUGAUCCUUCUGCUCAAAUUUCCCCUACAGACAGUGAGUUUAUUAUUGAACUUAACUGUCUCACAGAUGAAAAACUGAAGCAGGUCAGAAACUAUAUCAAGGAGCAUAGCCCUCGCCAACGGCCUGCAAGAGAGGCCUGGAAGAGAAGCAACUUUAGUUGCGCAAGCACCAGUGGAGUAAGCGGGGCCAGUGCCAGCGCCAGCAGCAGCAGUGCCAGCAUGGUCAGUUCUGCAAGCAGCAGUGGGUCCAGUGUUGGAAACUCUGCUUCAAACUCCAGUGCCAACAUGAGUCGAGCACACAGUGACAGCAACUUGUCUGCAAGUGCAGCAGAGCGGAUUCGGGAUUCAAAAAAGCGAUCCAAGCAGCGGAAGUUACAGCAGAAGGCUUUACGCAAGAGGCAGCUGAAAGAACAGAGGCAGGCUCGGAAGGAGAGGCUCAGUGGGCUCUUCCUUAAUGAAGAAGUGCUGUCCUUGAAAGUGACUGAGGAAGACCACGAAGCAGAUGUAGAUGUUUUGAUGUAAUAAGGGUGAAUUUAUCAGCAUUCUUUCUAAGCAUUUAAGUAUUCUGUCCUUUUAUUUGUUUACAUGCAUCUUGACCAAACUUUUGGUUAGGGCUGUGCUGAUGUACCAUUAAUUUAGGCCAGUGGUUCUCAGCAGGUGGUCCCUGGACCAGCAGCUUCAGCAUCACCUGAGAAGUUGUUAGAAAUGCAUACUACCAGGCCCCAUUCCAGAUCCAGUGAAUCAGAAACCCUGGAGGAGGGGCCCAGCAUUGUGUUUUAACAAGCACCAGGUUAUUCUGCUGCACGCAGCUCUUGUUUUAAGAACCACUAAUUUAGUAAAUGUUUUGACUAUUUAGACUUUAGGGUGGUUUAAGUGGGCUUUUUCAAGAAUUAGUACUUUUACAGUUUAGAGGAUUUCAAGGUACUGCUGACAAGUAGUUUAUUAUGUCAGUAUAGGUACAUACGUAGCAAUCAUAAUUCAGUUUCCUUUUUAAUGUUACAGUUCCUUAGUUUGCUUUUUCUAAAGGGCCAUAGUAUAAUUCUCAAUUCCUAGUGAAAAUUCUUUUUUGAGGUUGUGGGGGUGGGGUGUGGAUUGCUGUUUACAAUAGUGCCUUCAUUAGGUUUGGUUCUGUUUUCAUUUGUUAUUAACUUAAAGGUGUAAUAACAGGCCCUAAGGUCUUUCCUGUUAGGUUUGUUUUUCACUUUAUGUAAAUUCAGAAUCCUUUUGUAAGUGAGGACUACUGAGGAAAUAAUGUUAUUAGUAGCUGAACUUU